CUGCAUCAGGGACACCAGGCAAGAUCUGAUGAGGCUCUCAGCACCCGGCGAGGCACCCAGCUGCGGCUUUUACACACAACACAAUGCUGGGGAUCUUUGUAAAUGUGAGCCAGAGGAAUAUACAAAAUGAAUGGAAGAGGCAAUAGGACAGGCUGCAGGCGGACAGACAGUAGCACAAGCAUACGCAGAGAGGACAUUUCCCAAGUGCGCAUGUUCCAAUACACAUUUUCUCUGGCCAAGUGAUGAUGUGCCCAAACUAUUCUCAAUAAGUGAAUUCCAACCAUCAUGAGCAAAUUCAGUAAAAAAGAUCCUCCUUUACUUGAUAAAGCAAGUGGCAAAUGAAUAAUGAAGCCUAACACCAAAGAAGAGUGACAGCCGCACAGAGUGCGGGACGAGUGAAUCAGGACCUGUGCGAUAGAGCGCGGGGCAGUAUCACAAACAGCAUGCUUCAGUGGAGGAGACGGCAUUGCUGUUUUGUCAAAAUGACCUGGAAUAGCAAGAGGUCUCUGUUCCGCACUCACCUCACUGGUCUUAUAUCACUUGUGUUUUUAUUUGCAAUGUUGCUCCUUUUUAACCACCACAGCUCACUCUCGGGCAGAACAGGACUCAAAGAAACCCCAGUGACGCACACAAUACGAGGAUACAGGGCAACAAAAAGUGAAACGAACAGCUCGCUAAGGAGUAUCUGGAAGGAGGGCGCUCAAACGUUAAAGCCUCACACUGCUUCUAAUGUGAGCAGCACGGAGUUGUUACAACAAGGAGUAACUGGGUUGGAGAACACACUAAGCACAAAUGGAAGUAUCUACAGUGAAAAAGGCUCUGGACACCAAAAUGUGUAUCAUUUCAAAUAUAUCAUUAACGAGCCUGAGAAGUGCCAGGAGAAAACUCCAUUCCUUAUUCUGCUCAUAGCAGCAGAACCAAGGCAGACGGAGGCCCGGCAAGCGAUUAGACAAACUUGGGGUAACGAGAGCCUUGCUCCGGGGAUUCCAACAGUAAGGUUGUUUUUACUUGGGUUACAUUCCACGGCAGAUGGAUCAAUCCAGCGAGCCAUUAUGGAUGAAAGCAGGCAAUAUCAUGACAUUAUCCAGCAAGAGUAUUUAGACACCUACUACAAUUUGACCAUUAAAACAUUAAUGGGCAUGAACUGGGUAGCAACAUAUUGUCCAAAAGUUUUGUACGUCAUGAAAACUGACAGUGAUAUGUUCGUUAACACGGAAUACUUAAUACACAAGCUGCUGAAGCCUGAUCUCCCCCCACGAACCAAUUAUUUCACAGGAUAUUUAAUGAGAGGGUAUGCGCCAAACCGGAACAAAGACAGCAAAUGGUACAUGCCCCAGGAUUUAUACCCCAGCGAGCGUUACCCAGUAUUUUGCUCAGGGACUGGCUACGUGUUCUCCGGGGACCUUGCUGAGAAAAUCUUCAAAGUGUCUCUUAGUAUCAGACGUUUGCAUUUAGAGGAUGUAUAUGUUGGGAUUUGUCUUGCAAAGCUGCGUAUUGAUCCUGCGCCUCCGCCAAAUGAAUUUGUCUUCAAUCAUUGGAGGGUUUCAUACUCUAGCUGUAAAUAUAGUCACCUUAUUACUUCCCAUCAGUUCCAGCCCGGAGAACUUAUUAAAUACUGGAAUCACUUACAACAGAAUAAGCACAAUGCCUGUGCCAAUGCAGCCAAGGAAAAAGCCAGCAAGUAUCGGCACCGUAAAAUGCACUAAAUGGACAACACGUUAAAUAAUAGAUUCUAUUGUGCAAAUUGAAAAUAUUUACAAAAAGCAUGUGCAGUGGAUUGGCAAGCUUACUGGGAAAGGCUUUUCCAAAGGAGGAUAAUGGGGAAAUUAUUUUUUUAUUUUCAAAAGAUUAUUAGAAAAUAAAUGAUCAAAAACAGGAACUAAAGGGUAUUGACAAAAACAAACAAUGCAUAAAAAUGUUGUGUAUAAAAUCUGUGCAAUAAGACGCAUGCACACUUUCAUGGUACACAUGCUCUUUUAUGUGCCAAUAAAAUUCAACUGGUCAAAUUUUGCAUACAAA
Xenopus laevis (African clawed frog) is the source of this 2019-nucleotide messenger RNA. It is a transcript of the gene b3galt2.S, whose product is annotated as Beta-1,3-galactosyltransferase 2 like S homeolog. NCBI's taxonomy places the organism in Eukaryota, Metazoa, Chordata, Amphibia, Anura, Pipidae. The record is from RefSeq and is marked provisional.